This is a messenger RNA of Rhagoletis zephyria (snowberry fruit fly), 447 nucleotides long. RefSeq lists its product as uncharacterized. NCBI's taxonomy places the organism in Eukaryota, Metazoa, Arthropoda, Insecta, Diptera, Tephritidae. The record is from RefSeq and is a predicted model, not a curated record. Gene Ontology annotation, molecular function: protein dimerization activity.
CGAUGACAGUGUGGCAGUGGGGAUGGCAAUCCGGAAGUUGACUUCUGAAAUGAAGGAGGAAGCAAAUGCUGAACAAGUCAACGAAGAUGAUGAAAGUGGUGAUGGCUUUAGUCUAUGCGACGACCACCACAGGCUCGGAAAUCAAAAAACGGAUAAGGACUCUAGAUGAACUAGGCACAUUAAAUACGAUGCCACCGGAAUUACCAAUUUAUUUGAAGAGCCCAGUCGUUAAGCUAACGGAUUGUCCCCUGCAUGUGUGGGCAGAAGGAUACCACAAAAACUCUUUGUUGAAAAUAGCAAUGAAAUGCUUAAUAGUGAUGGCAACUUCCGUGCCGCCAGAACGUGUUUUUUCCAUCGCGGGAAAUAUUGUUACCUGUAAAAGAAGUUGCUUGUUGUCGGGAGAAAAAGUGGACAAACUGCUUUUUUUUACAAACUGUUAAUAGUAAG